GAUGGGAUAAGCACAAUGGUGGCACCAUAUAUAGUAUUCCAAUAGGUGGUUCAUUACAUAGACAACCUUUCACUAUUGGAGGUAGUGGAUCUUCGUUUAUAUAUGGUUACUGUGACGCUAACUUUAGGAAGAAUAUGACACAAGAUGAAGCCGUAGAGUUUGUGAAAAAUGCUGUCACCCUGGCCAUGUCACGAGAUGGAUCAUCAGGUGGAUGCGUUAGAGUCGCUAUUAUCACAGAGGACGGUGUAGAAAGGCGUUUCUUCCCGGGAAAUCAAUUGCCAGUGUUUUAUGAAGGAGAAAAUAAUGUAUUUUAA
Dentiscutata heterogama is the source of this 314-nucleotide messenger RNA. NCBI's taxonomy places the organism in Eukaryota, Fungi, Glomeromycota, Glomeromycetes, Diversisporales, Gigasporaceae. The record is from the annotation of a GenBank genome assembly.